Messenger RNA from Erythranthe guttata (spotted monkey flower), 1186 nucleotides. Its product is annotated as VAMP-like protein YKT61. The record is from RefSeq and is a predicted model, not a curated record. Gene Ontology annotation, molecular function: SNAP receptor activity. Gene Ontology annotation, cellular component: membrane; Golgi apparatus. Lineage: Eukaryota; Viridiplantae; Streptophyta; Magnoliopsida; Lamiales; Phrymaceae. Gene Ontology annotation, biological process: endoplasmic reticulum to Golgi vesicle-mediated transport.
UAUUAUAUAGGGACCAAAAGUGUAAGUAUUCCGAAAACAUCGUAUAGAAUAUAGAUAAUGGAAAAUGUAUGUUUAAAAAUGUAAAUGAAACCUUAGGUAUAUUAAAAUGGAGGUAAAUGCAACACACGACUUUACAAAUUACAAUCCUGUACAAACCGACCGCAUCAGAUUCUCGAAAGUUCGACAAUAAAAAAAAAAAAAAAAAUUCCCCAAUUUUGAAACCAUAAUCAAUUGUAGUCGUAGCCUGUAGGUAAUAAAAAAAGUAGAGAUUCAUCAAGCAAUUUGAGUUUUGCUUUUCCUGAAAGAGAAUCCUCUGUUAUUCGGUAGCUUAGCUUAAUCCCUGACAGAAAGAAAAGAAGAGGGAAACGGUGUUUAGAAAUGGUGAAGAUCACGGCGUUGAUGGUGCUGAAAUGCAGGCCGGAGGGCUCCGAUCCCGUUAUAUUAGUAAACGCAUCGGAUCUUAGUAAUUUCGGGUUUUUCCAACGACCCAGCGUUAAGGAAUUCAUCGUCUUCGUCGGUCGGACCGUUGCUAAACGGAUCCCGCCCGGCCAACGCCAGUCCGUACAGCACGAAGAAUACAAAGUUCAUUCGUACAAUCGGGACGGCUUGUGUGCAUUGGGUUUUAUGGAUGACCACUACCCAGUCAGAAGCGCAUUUUCAUUGCUCAACCAGGUCUUAGAUGAAUACCAGAAAAACUUUGGUGAUUCUUGGAAAACUGUGCAAGAUGAUAAUGCUCAACAAUGGCCGUAUCUAAGUGAGGCACUUACCAAAUUUCAGGACCCAGCCGAGGCAGACAAGCUGUUGAAAAUUCAGCGGGAAUUGGAUGAGACGAAAAUUAUUCUUCACAAGACUAUCGACAGUGUCCUCGAACGAGGUGUAAAGCUUGACAGUUUGGUUGAGAAGAGUUCAGAUCUCAGCGCAGCUUCUCAGAUGUUUUACAAGCAAGCCAAGAAAACAAAUCAAUGUUGUACAAUCUUGUAAAGUGUUCAGAAGAGAAGGGGGAUCUUCUCAUCCCAAGUAUGUUGACUUUUUUUCUUCAUUGUUGAAUAUGAAGUUUGAUGAGCUGUUUAUAUAUAUAACAAUAGAAAGCUGAAUUAUUUGGGUUUUAUUGUAUCUUUAUUCCACAAUGAGAUGAAUGAGAGAAUAAUGUUGCAAUUUAUGUAGUAGUUUCAUUAUGUUUUGCUAU